Messenger RNA from Schistocerca cancellata (South American locust), 4172 nucleotides. RefSeq lists its product as uncharacterized. The transcript is spliced from 3 exons. The record is from RefSeq and is a predicted model, not a curated record. NCBI's taxonomy places the organism in Eukaryota, Metazoa, Arthropoda, Insecta, Orthoptera, Acrididae. Bases 482 to 3331 code for a protein of 949 amino acids.
GCGUGCAUUUUGUAAUGGCCACCAUUACCCGAAGGUUAUUUUACAUUGCUACUGUUUUUUUUUCUUUUUAAUGGAACUAAAUAAAUCUGUGUGUGAGGAUCUGGUGGCUAAUGGUUCGCAUCAAAAUAGCUCCGUUCUGAACACUGGAAAAAUCCUAUUAACGAAUCUUCACGGUUUUGUGUUGUAGGCGUAGCUUAGGGUAUAACGUUGCCUUGACUGUCGCUGGAUUUGCAACGUUUGGAUGACGCUUCACUGAAUGUAAAUACGUAGUAUGGCUGCUUUAAAUGCAGUUGUUUGUGGUGUGGUAUCAGUUUAGUAAGCUGUAGCUUUGAAAGCUCGUUUCCUGUAUGCGGGAUCUUCGUUUUUCGUAAAACUGUGAAGGAAACUGAAAAAAGUCAUUUACGUUUAGGAGGAACGUCUGACUGGUGCUCGGGAACAACAUAUUUAAUCUCUUGUAUCUGCCGGAGAGUGAAUAGCCAGCAUGAAAACCAGAUCUAGUAGCAGAGGCAGAGGGGAAAGCUGUUCACUCAAGAGUACGAAUGAAUCAAGAGGAUGUGCAUCAGACAUCAGUCAAAGUGCACAGCAUGAUAAUACAAAUUCUAACAGAAGUUUUUUAGAAUUGACCAAAAACAGCAGGAAAAGAAGGCAUUCUGAUGUUACAUGUAGCAGUAAGAAGGCAGCGACUAACUACCAGGAAGAAUCCGAACAUGACCAGCUUGCAAAUGUUCUAAAUAAAACAGUGUCAGUGGUGCUAGAGCCAUUUGAUGUGGAGAAGCGUAUACAGGCUAAAGUUGCAAAUCGCAAUAAAAAGAAAUGCGUCAGUAAUUACUCUGUCAGAGAUGUCAAAAUAACUACUAAGAGUUCAAAUGGUUGCAGCACAGAAAAUCAAGAGAGCUCGACAACAGGAAGCAUGGACUCUCGAAGCAGUGAAAGAUGUUUGCAGAAAUCUACUCAUCAUGACGGCAAAGAACUACAUAAUAGUGAUCAGAAGAAUGUAGCAUCGCUCAGCUUGAGUCAUGAUGAUGACCAGGGGUUGUUGGAGAGUUCGACCCAUCAGAGCAGAAGACAGUUGUGGGAUGCUUCCCACAAAAUGAGUUCAGAAUUUCGCCGAGAACGCCGUAAAAUAUAUAAGAAGCCAGUUUGUACAUGUUGUGUAGGAAAAGAUAACAACAGUGGAAAUGAAAUAAGAGUUGCAAGUGAUGGCUUGAAGGCAAAACAUAACAAACAUAUGGAGAAGAGCAUCAGAAAUAGUGAUGUAAAUAGAGCAGCCAGUCGUACCCAAAAAAGAAAAACUGUUGUGGGUGCUUCUCACAGCAAAGUAAAAGAUGCUGAUUAUCAGUAUGGAGGCAGACCACUAACUACAGAGCACAGCAGUACAAGCUCUGAAACUAUCACAACUCUCAAGAUGACGAGUGAAGUAUUUAAAGAUGGCCAGUCAUCCAGAAACAGAGAGAUUAUUAACAGCCACAGUAGUAGGAGGUCAGUCACACCAACUUCAUGUUCUGUAGCCACAGCACCUUUGCAGAUGAGAGACAGUGCAGCUUCACAACCUGCACAUGCACUUACACAUUCAGAAAUGCACCCAAACUUGCGUCGACGGUCAGCAUCAGCGCCUCCUCAGUUACAGUUGGGUGACACUUUUCGAAAAACUGUUGAUUUGUUUGCACGUUUACUUCAGGAUGUGGCAGCACAUCUGCAGAAAUGUGCUAAUAGAGUUGGUGGUACAUUAAGUGACCAUAAUUUUGAGCAUAUGGUAGCUGGCGUUUCUCACUUGGUGUCCAGCUGCACAUGCCAUUCACCUAUUGGGUGUUUACUAUAUAGCAUUAAUAUUAUGAAUGCAUUAAAAAGUAGACUGUCUGCAGAAUUAAAUGUGGUUUCACUAUCCAAUGGUGAUGCAGUACAGCCAGCAGCAGCAGGCACGCAAUCAAAUGGGAAUUUAAUGGGAAGAUUCCAUCUAGAAGCAAGCAUAAAAGAGAAGACCAAUACAGAAGCCAGUGUAGAAGGAGGUAGUAUAUCUGAGUCUGCACCUCAGUGUGAUGCCACAACAUUAACAACGAAAUCCAGAAACAUAUUGUCGCCUGCUGAGACCUGCAUAAGCACAUCACACAGCACUUCUCUCACUGAAGAGACAAACGACACACCAUCACCAGUAGGUAGCACUGAUAAUGCACAUAUUGAAGCAAGUAUCAGAGAAACAGCCCAACUGGAAGCAAACACAAAAGAGAGUACCAGCACAAUAACAUGUAUAACAGAAGACAAUGUCUCAAAGUCAGCAUCAGAAUAUGGUGCAACGUCGUCAUCAGUUGAGCCCAUAAUCAUGGUGUCAGCUGCUGGGACAUUUGUUAGUACUAGUUCUUCACCCACUGGAGGCGCAAAAGAAAUCCUGGACCUACAUGAAGUGGAUACUGUAGUUUCUGAUCAGAAUAAUGUAAAUGAUGGAGUGGAUGAUAGAACAGGGUGUUCCAGCUCCAAGAGUAAUUUAAUGUGUGGGAGUGCAGAACGAGAACAAGAUGGUGAACAGAAUACUUUUGACUCCGUCUGUCUCUCUAUGGAAGAGAUUGAAAUAAAGGAAGAAGUUGAAACCUCAGAAAGUGACAGUGAAUCAGAGUUGUCUGAAAAACAGUACUCGCAAAAUGGGACAGAAUCUGAUGCUGCUGGAUUUGGUCCUGAAGGGGAUGAGACAGAUAGAUAUGAAAAUAUGGUUGAGGUUGAGUGUAACAUUGAUGAGGUCUCAGAUCUAAUUAACCACACAGGAAGUGUAUCACAUAAGGAAGAUCUGGGAUUAGAGGCACAGUAUGAACAUUACAACGACAGCACUGGGAAUGUCAUUGCUGAGGAUGCUGCUAGUAAUGCAGCCAGUAUUGGUCCUGUUGUUGACUGUAGAGAUGACACUCAUGGAGUCAACAAUACUGCAUGCAAUGGAAAUCAGGACAUUGAUGGUGACAUGGGUUACGGUGGCAACAGAAAUGAAGAUGGUGUUGGGGACAACACUGCUGAAUCUACUCAAGACCACAGUAAUGAAGACAAUGGGGAUGCUGGUGCCACCAAGGAGGGUGAUAACAGAAAUGGAGAAAACGUUGGAGAUGCCAAAAAGAAUACUGGUGCUCGGAGUAAUGGUUAUGCAUGGCUCUUUGAAGGGCAGCAUUCUGGUCCAGGCUUUGCAGGGCCUGACUACCGCCUAUAUCGGGACCCAGACAUCAUCCAUGUCCAAGCUUUGAUAUGCACUGUACGACUAAUAAGAUAUCGUGGACAUGAGGAGACGAAUGUAGUUUAUGACGUAAGAACUUAUGAGGAUGGUGUCUGGCAUGUGCAGCGUAUACCAUCAUUUUAAAUGUACUUACUUUUUGUGAACAUUCUCUUGAAGCAGAAAAAGAUGUUUGCAGAAAUCCUCUCAUCAUAACAGCAAAGAACUACGUCAUAGUGUUCAGAAGAAUAUAGCAUCCCUCAGCUUGAGUCAUGAUGGUGACCAGGGGUUGUUGAAGAGUUCAACACAUCAGAGCAGAAGACAGUUGUGGGAUGCUUCCCACAAAAUGAGUUCAUAAAUUUGAGGAGACUGCCGUGAAAUAUAUAAGAAGCCAGUUUGUGUAUGUUGUGCAGAAAAAGAUAACAUUGUAAAUGGACAUAAAGAAUUCUGUGACAGUUUCAAGUGGACAGUCUGUGUUUCUAAGGCAGUCUGUGAAUAACCUAAUACAUUCCCCUCUCUGACCUUUAACCCAUGUCACAUAAUAAUUAUCUAGCUGUGAAAAGGAGUAGUGGAUCAUGAUGUGCAAAACAUAAAUCUGCUAUGCUAACAGUGUGAGAAAAUACUGUAUUCUUUCUAAUGCAAUUAAAAAAUUUCUAUAAAUUAAAACAUUAUGACAACAAAUAAUACAUUAUAGUGAAUUUGAAGAUGUAUGUAUUGUACUGACACAUGAACAUUGCUACUAACAUUGAUUCUGAAUAUUUGUAUGCCUUAUUUGAAUAUAUCAGUACUUGAUACCUAUUACAACCUACAAAAUUAUUGCAUACAUUUAACUUAAAUAAAAUCUUUACAAUUUUUUUAGAAAUGAAAUUAUAGUAAAAGCUUUGACUUUCACAAAGGUUCUAGAAAUUUAAAAUGUAGACAGGAGGCUGAAAUACAACACAGGAUAAAUAGUGGAUGGAUGAACUGGAGGAAACUGAGUGGAGUACUA